ACCGCUCGCAACGCCCCUCCAAUCACCUCCCGGCCAACUCCCGGCCAACUCCCGACAUCUUCAACUCCCGUCUCGGCCUCUGCACCAUCGCCAACUCACAUCCGAAGCCACAGCCGCAGCCGCCGCCCAGAUCCGCGCCAUGUCUGCCAUGCCAGCCUCUCACGGCCACAGCGCCGCCUGCUGCAACAUUCCCCCGGUUGUGUCCAAGGGGUACAAGCCCAAGGGCGCGUACGAGGAGAUUGGCGGCUACAAGACAUAUGUCACCGGCCCCGCCGACGCUACCAAGGCCAUUGUCGUCGUCUAUGACAUCUUCGGCUACUUUGACCAAACCGUCCAGGGAGCCGACAUCCUUGCCUUCAGCGACGACCACCAGAAGUACAAGGUGUUCAUGCCCGACUGGUUCAAGGGCAAGCCCUGCCCUAUUGAGUACUACCCUCCCGAUACUCCGGAGAAGCAAAAGGCCCUGGGCGAGUUCUUUGCCACUUUCCCUCCUCCCAAGAUUGCCGGCUAUGUUCCCGACUACGUGGAUGCCGUCAAGGCUCACAGCUCAUCCGUCUCCAAGCUAGCCAUGCUGGGUUACUGCUGGGGCGGCAAAGUUGUUGCCCUCACCCUCAAGGCUCCCACCAACCCCUUCUCGGCCGGUGCCGCAGCCCAUCCCGCCAUGGUCGACCCAGCCGACGCCGAGGGCCUCACCGUUCCCUUUGCGCUGCUGGCAUCCAAGGAAGAGGACGCGGCGGAUGUCAAGAAGUUUGAGGAGGCGCUCAAGGUUCCCCACCAUGUUGAGACUUUUCCGGACCAGAUCCACGGCUGGAUGGCUGCGCGAUCUGACCUGGAGGAUGAGCACGUCAAGGCGGAGUAUGAGAGGGGAUAUCAGACGCUUUUGGACUUUUUCGGCAAGCAAGUGUAAAAGUAAGGGAAGUGAGUGAGUAGGAAAAGCAUUAUGCAUGAUUUUCUUUUACCUUUGAUUUGAAAAAAAAAACAAGGUUGUUUCUCCAUUAUGAGAGAAUGCAUAUUGAGAUGGCUACAUAUCACAAACCGAACAAAUUGAAAAUAAAUAAGAGAAUAAUAAAGAAAAUUCUAACUGAAAUGGCUGAUUCUUGUCAUCAUCUCAACAAAACAAUUGCCAUCAUAAAAUGCAACGAACACGCUCCUCUCGCUAUCAACAAAGUCCCGUUCAUCGCUCUUCAUUUUUCAUCUCACUUCAUCUCAUCUCACUCAUAAACAAAAAAAAAAAAGUUCGUACGCAUCUCAUCACAAUGUCUUCACAUCACUGUCCCAGCUCCUGCAACAAUCCCUCCGCCGCCGUCAACGUCUCCUCCAGAUCCAAACUCUCCGGCGGCGGCACAUCCAACCCCCGACCUCCCUCGCCCCUCCUCACCACCGUGCUAAUCAUGUACUCGUCCCCAAUGGCCCUGUCCAGCUUGACGUCCACGUCAGUUACCUUCCCGCCCUUGAACCACACCUCCAGCUGCCUCUCAGCGCCCUCGGGCGGAAUCUCCCCAGGGGGCGCAUAGUACCGCAUCUCCAGGUCGGCCAGCCACGGCGCAAGCAGCGCCUCGCCCGUCAUCUUGACAUAGGCCUCGCGCAGGCACCACAGCGCGUAAAAGUAGUCGAGCAGCUUCUGGCGGUCGGCGAUCCUCAGCCCGCGCAGCCGCUGCACCUCGACCGGCGAGAGCACG
This is a messenger RNA of Trichoderma atroviride IMI 206040, 1679 nucleotides long. RefSeq lists its product as uncharacterized. The record is from RefSeq and is a predicted model, not a curated record. NCBI's taxonomy places the organism in Eukaryota, Fungi, Ascomycota, Sordariomycetes, Hypocreales, Hypocreaceae. Gene Ontology annotation, molecular function: hydrolase activity.